AUGACCCAGGGCUGCUUACCCAGGCCCAAAGCCCUUGCUUAUCCUAUCCCAGUCCCCCCUAGGGUCUUGGGUGCUGGGAAGGGGUCAGGUAGUCCAGUGGGUCCAUGCGUGUCCCCCUGGGUCCCUAGCCCAGCCCAGCUCCUGGACAGUGUCCUAGGGCUGGGGGCACUGGGAAUGACAAUUUGGGCAGUCUGCUCCACGGCUGGCCCAGCCUUGCUGCUGCUGCUGCUACUAGUCAGCUUCCUGGCCUUCGACCUGCUCCACAGGCCCACAGGUUCCACGCAGUCACAGCACACACUUCUCACAGGGGGCCAGAGUCACGGGGCCGGCGAGGGGCCAGGACAGCAGGAGGCUCUACUUCUGCCGACAGUGGCAGUCACGAGACGACUCAGCCUCCAGGAGGCUCUGCUAUUGCUGCUCCUGGGCGUGCGGCUGCUCCUGGGAGCCCAUGGCAUGCCCUUGGCCCUGCUUGGCCUGGCUUUCUGUCUUCAUCCUUGGGCCUGA
Messenger RNA from Diceros bicornis minor, 504 nucleotides. It is a transcript of the gene C19H20orf141, whose product is annotated as chromosome 19 C20orf141 homolog. The coding region runs from base 1 to 504 and encodes 167 amino acids. The transcript is spliced from 2 exons. Lineage: Eukaryota; Metazoa; Chordata; Mammalia; Perissodactyla; Rhinocerotidae. The record is from RefSeq and is a predicted model, not a curated record.